UUUUAUUUACCUCUCUCUUCUUUUGACCUAUAUUUAUGUAUUUGGAGGGUCAUUAUUCUUCUAUUUAGCUACGCUCUGAGGGCCUGUUCUGUUGUUCCACUGAAAGAUAAGAUCGGAAGAUGGAACAAUCCAAUGUUGAAGAGGGAAUCUUCACAACCAUUGAAGAUUACGAGAGGUUAGGCUCUGGGAAUCAUGGCGACGAAUACGAUUCGUUGAGUUCAAACCGAUUUAGGCUUCUCCAAGGGAGCGGAAUGAGGAUGCUCGAAGAGAAGGGCCUGGAGCACGAAACUGUAGCGAAGUGCUUCGUUUCGGGUCUUGGUAGCAUAGGGAGGGAUGCACAAGUUGUGGCGGUUCAUAAGAAUUGGAGUUCGGAUUCGGGGAAAGUGGGGAGGGAGGAAGCUUUUAGAAUAUUCUCGGAUGCGGUGGCCACCAAAUGCGGAGGAGAUGCUAAUAUCAAGUUUGGUUGGUACGGUGCUCCAGUGGAUGACAUCUGCCAGAUCGUGUCUCACGGUUUCAGUCGUUUCAAUCAUAAAGAUAUGCGCUCUGAAUCAUUGCACGGCGUGGGCGUCUCUUUGUGUGCCGCUAGAUUUUCGAUUGACUGUGUCUCGUCUUCGGCCGUCGACCAAAAUGGACUACAACACGCGUUAUUAUGCAGAGUAAUAUUGGGGAAAGUGGAGGCUAUUCCCGCAGGAUCUAAGCAAUUUUAUCCAAGUUCCAGCGCAUUCGAUACGGGCGUAGACAGCUUGUUCGCACCCAGAAAAUACAUCGUUUGGGAUGCUUUCAUGAAUUCUCACAUACAGCCCACUUACGUAGUAAGCUUCAAGGCCCCUCAGCCAAAGGGUGCCCAAAUGAAUAUGAAGUCGGUAAAUAUGGUGAAGCCGAGGUCGGCAUGGGUGAGUUUUCCUACGCUGAUGCUUACACUUUCGAGGUUCUUGGAUCCUAGGAAGAUGAGUUUGAUACACAAAUGGCACGAGGAUUUUAUUAGAAACAAGAUUCCGCGCCCACAACUGAUCAACAAAGUGAGGCACAUUGCUGGAGACGAGCUGUUAAUUGCUGUAAUUAAAAAUCAGAGGAGAAAGGAGGUGAUGCAAGUGGCGUAGUUCCAGCCCUUCAAAUCACAGGGGCAGUGGAGCCGUCGUAAUAGAUCAAAUUGAACAUUUUGGGAGAAUAGUAUAACAUUCAGGGCGGGUUAAUUGUCUAAUUCACUUCCAAUCAUCAACUUCAUUUUGUUUCUUUCUUUUGUUAUUCAAAAUCCUUAUUUUCUAUAUAAAUGUUCCCCACUAGAUUAAUUAUACCA
Messenger RNA from Cucurbita pepo subsp. pepo (vegetable marrow), 1297 nucleotides. RefSeq names its product putative inactive poly [ADP-ribose] polymerase SRO2. Gene Ontology annotation, molecular function: NAD+ poly-ADP-ribosyltransferase activity. NCBI's taxonomy places the organism in Eukaryota, Viridiplantae, Streptophyta, Magnoliopsida, Cucurbitales, Cucurbitaceae. The record is from RefSeq and is a predicted model, not a curated record.